Messenger RNA from Ctenopharyngodon idella (grass carp), 2222 nucleotides. RefSeq names its product chymotrypsin-like elastase family member 2A. NCBI's taxonomy places the organism in Eukaryota, Metazoa, Chordata, Actinopteri, Cypriniformes, Xenocyprididae. Gene Ontology annotation, biological process: proteolysis. Bases 1 to 972 code for a protein of 323 amino acids. The record is from RefSeq and is a predicted model, not a curated record. Gene Ontology annotation, molecular function: serine-type endopeptidase activity. The transcript has 6 exons.
AUGGGGCGAACCAGUAACCAUGGUCUACACAAACCAACUCUCUUCUAUAUCCUCUACUUACUUUGUCUAAACACAGGUUCCCUUGGCCAGUUAGAUGUAUGUGGUCGAGCCCCCCUCAACAGCAGGAUUGUUGGAGGGGAGAAUGCGACAGCAGGGGCUUGGCCGUGGCAAGUCAGCAUUUAUGUCUUCGGCUCAAGCCAUAACUGUGGCGGGACUCUGAUCACUAAAGACUGGGUUUUAUCUGCAGCUCACUGCUUCGAGAACAUUGAUGUGUCUAAGGUUGUGAUGUACUUCGGGCGUCUGAGACAAUCCGGCUCAAACCCUAAUGAGACAUCCAGGACAGCUAGUCAAAUCAUCACCCAUCCUAACUAUGACAGUAAGACUAUUGACAAUGACAUAGCACUGGUCCAGCUCAACUCUUCUGUGCCUUUCUCUGAUUACAUUAAGCCGGUCUGUCUGGCGGCGGCUGGUAGUGUAUUUGAUGCAGGUACAGAGAGCUGGGUCACUGGAUGGGGCAAGCUACAAUCUGGAGGCCAGGCUCCUGAUAUACUGCAGCAGUUGAUGAUGCCCAUUGUGAGCAACAGGAACUGCUAUAAAGCUUAUUUGUUGAUCAAUGGCAUCACAAGCAAUAUGAUUUGUGCUGGAUUUUUAAAUCAGGGAGGGAAAAGUAUAUGUCCGGGAGACUCUGGUGGUCCAGUGCUCAGUAGGAACGGUUCCCUGUGGAUUCAGUCCGGCAUUUCGAGUUUUACUUCACAAAAAUGUGAUGACCGCAAAUAUCCCAGUGUGUUCGCCAGAGUUUCUCGAUACCAGGACUGGAUCGAGUCUUACAUGGGAAACAACACACCUGGAUUUGUUGAAUUCAAUCCAACAUCCAACUUCAACUUUGGAAGCGUACCCAACCCACUCUUAUUAUCCCUUUCUCUCACGUUCUCCAUCAUUCCUUUCACCUUCUCGCUCUGUCUCUCUUCCUAAAGAUUGAUUGAACAGUAAUUCUCAGGGUUCUUUGAUAAAGAGGACAGUUGUGCUGUACAUGCUGUCAGUUAUAUUGUUAUUGUUGUUAAUUAUUCUUAAUCUUUUUAAAAGUGUACUAUUCUUCAAAAGCUCUCUAAUGAAGUUCAGCAUGCUUCUGCUAUCGGAGAUUCAGGAUGUUUGCAUAACAAUAACGAUUAUUUUUAUGUUUAUAUGUCUGAUAACCAGUAUGCAUAAACAAUAAAGGGUUUGGAGCUCUGCAAUGGGAUCAGGGUCAUUGGUUGUUAAAUGUAAUUAUCUUUAAUCAAUUACCAUGUUGUAGUCAUACUCUCAGAAAUGGCUUAAGUGUAAUUUUAGUGAAUUUAAAAAUUAUUCAAAGAGACUGAAAUAGGAAAAAAAUAAAUUCUGAGCAGCAAAUCUGUUACAUCAGAGGAAACAGUUUACGGGAAUUUAUGAAGGGCAUCAAACAGUCGAAGAAGGGCAGAAGAGAGGAAAGCUUGUGGCGAGUACAUGCUAAAAGCUGUAGAGUAAAUUACAUUGUUCACUGCAUUUUUUCAAGUUAUUUGUUAGCAAUUUAUAUAUCAGUUAUAAAAAUGAAUGUUGGAGAGGAUUUUAACGUAUGCACACUCUAAGAUCAAAUCUGUGCAUAUGCACAUUUUAUAAAUGAGGCCCACAGGAUUCGCAGCAGACUUCUACUGGACAUUAUGUAAUGAACGUGUGGACUCAGAGGAAGAUCACAAGGAAUUAGGGUUCCAUUUGGGACAGGGCCAAUGGCGAUGAUCAAAUGAAAAGCAUCAUGAUGCAGUGCAUGCACUGUGACAUGAAUAAAUUAUGCAGCUGAACUGUCUGACAAUUUGCUUUUAUUUUUGCUGUUGUUUUGUUGUGUAUUUAGUUCCUUGUUUUGUGAUGUUCAGACUUUAUCUGUAAUGUUAAUCACCAUUGUUGAGAUUCACAUGAUGAUUCUUGAUGUCUGUGUGUGUCUGAAUAAUUACACAUCAAUUGUAAGAUCAAAGAUUAAACUCUGAAUGAGAUCAAUGAAUCAGACCACUAAAUGAUGAUUGUCAUCACCUGAUCACAUUUUCUCUUCAUUUCUCUUGCCAUAACAAAUGUGUUUUAUAAACAUAAUUACAGCAGCCAGAAAAAAAACUAAUGAAUAAGAGUCAAUGGUCAAGAGUCCAACUAAAGCAAACACUGAUCACCGUAAUGGUGAUGUAAAACUGUAUUAUUUUCAAUAAAACAUCAUAUUGCACUCA